AUGCGUCGUCGCGUCUCUCGCGCGGCGCUCUUCCUCGGCAUCCUCUUCGCGUUCCUCCUCCCCCUCGCGUCGUCCGCGCCGGCGACGCCGUGGACGCCGUCCGCGAACGCGGUCGGGGACGCGCGAUGCACCGUCGAGGACGUGCAGUUCGCGAACGAGAAGGAGCUGCACGAGCUCUUGGGCGAGCUCGCGGACACGACGUACAUGCGCUUGUUCCCGGUGGACCUGAACCGGCCGUGUAAGUUCUGGGGGAAGGACGCGGGCGCCGGCGCGGAGGAGGAGACGCCGUCGUGCGCCGCGGGCGACGCGUCGGACGCGGACGAGGAGCCCGCGUCCGCCGCGUUCUCGCACUCGUCGUCGUCGUCGUUCGCCGGCGACCGCGCCGUCUCCCUCGCGCCGUCCCUCGAGCCGUCCGCGGCGCCGUCGUGCUCGCUGACGCCGCCGUCGCCGAUCGAUAACCCGCGGCUCGGCGAGCGACAGUCCGCGACGACGCCGGUCGAUCGCACGAUCUCGCCCAGGGAAGACGCCGCGCUCGCGUCCGCGUCCGCGCCGGAGGAGGACUGCGAGGAGGACGAGUCGUCGCCGACGUUUUGGCUGGACAUGUGUCGCGCGCAAGACGCGCAGGAGACGCACGCGACGGAGCACGUGAACCUCAAGAGGAACCCGGAGCGAUGGACCGGGUACAACGGCUCGCACGUGUGGCGCGCCAUCUACGACGAGAACUGCCUCAGGAACGGACGGAGGGACGGACGACGCGAGGUAAUGGGCGGCGGCGGCGACGCGAUCGUCGGCGGCGCGUCCGAAUCGGAAUCGACUGGAAUCGACGGGCUGUGCUACGAAGAGAGAGUGCUGUACCGUCUCCUGUCCGGGAUGCACGCGAGCGUGAACGUGCACGUCGCGCUCAGGGCGAAGCCGCCGAAGCGCGCCGCGGGGAUCGCGGAGUGGAGCGAGGACCCGGAGCGAUACGCGCGGCACUACGGCGAGCACCCGGAGCGGCUUCGAAACUUGCACUUUUCGUUCGUCGUGUUGUUGAGAGCGCUGCGUAAAGCCGCGCCGGCGCUGCUCGACGUGGACGUGAAACUGGGCGAGGACGCGGUUGAAGACGCGCGCACGGAGGCGCUCAUGCGACGGCUGUUGGACACGCACAUUCUGUCCUCGUGCGCGGGGGUGUUCGACGCUUUCGACGAGAGCGAGCUGUUUCGCGCGUCCAUCUCGUCGACGUCGGACGCGUCCGCGGCGUCUCUGAAGACGCAGUUUAAAGGCGUGUGGCACAACAUCUCCGACGUCAUGGACUGCAUCUCGUGCCAGAAGUGCAAGCUGCACGGGAAGCUGCAGCUGUUAGGGCUGGGCACCGCGCUCAAAGUGUUGCUGCUUCCGGAGCACUUGCAUCGCGGCGCGCUGUCCAGGAGCGAAGUCGUCGCGCUCGUGAACACCGCCGCGAAGUUUUCGCACGCGAUUUUGAAAGCCCCGGAGCUGGAGAAACUCGCGAGGGAGGCGGCCGCGGCGAGGGAGGAGGCGGCGGCGACGACGACGACGACGACGACCGCGGGCAAGACCGAGCGCUCCGCCGACGCGAGCGACGACGACCCUCCCGGCGGGUCCGACGAGACGACGACGAGGAAGCUCAUGAACGCGGCCGUGCGGGCGGCGGCGGCGGCGGCGCGCGACGGCGACGCGACCGAGGAGGAAGAGGACGCCGUCAUCGCCGCCGCGCUCGCGUCGGACGCCAGGGUGCUGACCCUCGCGCGACACUACGCGCGGGAUACCCCGGGGAAGUUUGUGAAGCACGCGCUGCGCGCGCUCGCGACGCCGGCCGCCGCCGCGGCGACGACGGAGAAGACGCCGACGGCGACGAAGCGCGAACGCAUCGUCGACGCCGUCGUCGUCGGCGGCGGCCUCGCGGGCCUCUCCGCCGCGCUCACGAUCCUCGACCGCGGUGGCGUCGUCGUUCUCCUCGAGAAAGAAGGGUACGUCGGGGGGAACUCGCAGUGGGCCUCGAGCGGGAUCAACGGCGUCGAUCGCGUGAAUUACCCCGAGAACCCCGACACCGUCGAGACGUACGCGGAGGACUGUUACAAACACUCGCGAGGGGACAACGGGAACGGGAACGCGCUGGCGCCGGAGAGCGUCGAGCACGUCCCCGCGCUCACGCGCGGGAGCGUGGAGACCUUAGAGUGGUUCCGCGCGCGCGUGGGCGUCGAUCUGAGCAAAGUUGGAAGACUCGGCGGGCACUCGCACGCGCGGACGCACCGACCCGCGAGCGGCAUGGCUGGCUCGACGCUCGUGUCCGGGGUUCAGAAAAAGUGCGACGAGUACCGAUCCUCCGGCGCGUUCACCGUCAUGAAGCGUCACCGCGCGACAGAGAUCACGACGGACGCUCGCACGGGCGCGGUCGACGGCGUGCGAUGGGUCGCGCCGCUCGACGGGGUCGUCGGCGCGAACGAGACCGCGGGAUGGACGCGCGCGAGGAACGUGAUCCUCGCCACGGGCGGAUACGCCGGAGACAGAGAAGGGUUGCUCCGAGAGCACGCGCCGUUCGCGACGCGGUUCGCGACGACGAACACGCCCGGGAGCGUCGGCGACGGGCACAAGAUGGCGAUGAAACUCGGCGCGAGCGCGAUCGAUCUCCAGAACGUGCAGAUCCACCCGACCGGGUUCGUGGACGCGAGCGACGUCGACGCGGGGACGAAGACGCUCGCGGCGGAGAUCUUACGCGGCGCCGGCGGCGUGCUCCUCACGCGCGGCGGCGUUCGGUUCGUCGACGAGCUCGGCGGAAGGGAUUACGUCACGAAUACGAUGAUCGCGGAGGCGGAGGCGGAGGAGGCCGCGGGCGGGCUCGCCGCGAACGGCGGCGGCGUCGCCUUGAACUUUGUCAUCCUCUUGGACGCAGUCGCCGCGGCGGAGGCGGAUAAGCACGUGCCGAUGUACGUGAAAAAGAAUCUGCUCGCGAGGCGCGACACGAUGGAAGACGUCGCGAAUUGGAUGGACGCGACGCUUCGCGCGCGCGAUGUGAAACGCCGGCCGUUUGGGAAGCUCACGCGCGACGUCGUGACGGACGCGAUCAGAGCGCACGACGACGCCGCCGCGAGCGGGGAACCGUGCCCGCUGACGAACAAGACGGCGUUUCGCGCGUCGGGACGUUUCGAUCUUCGCGGGCCGUUCUACGCGGGAAGGGUCACCCCGGUGGUGCACUACACGAUGGGAGGGAUACGCGUGGACGACGCUAUGCGCGUCGUGCGCGCGCGCGACGACGGCGGCGUCGAGCCCGUGGACGGUCUGUUCGCCGUCGGGGAGAUGACCGGCGGGACGCACGGAAGGAAUCGGCUCGGCGGCAACGCGCUCACGGAGUGCGCGGUGUUCGGCAGAGCCGCGGGGAGGGCAGCGAUGAUCGUGCGAGACGGCGAGACGACGACGACGACGACGACGGCGGCGGCGGCGGCGGCGGAUGCGACGGCGGCGACGCGGGGGGGAAAGGAGGGUUUUACCCUCCAGAUCACGCGCGACGAGCUCGCGAAGCACGCGAGCUCGGACGACUGCUGGGUCGCGAUCGGCGGCGACGUGUACGACUUCACUGAUUUCUUAGACGAUCACCCGGCGGGGGCGGAGGCGAUAUUGAAAUUAGGCGGCACGGACGGCACGGAGGCGUUCGACGCGGUGCACGGACGGGACAUGCUCGAGGCGUUCGAAGCCGUCGGCGUCCUCGCGGAGUGA
Micromonas pusilla CCMP1545 is the source of this 3711-nucleotide messenger RNA. RefSeq names its product ero1-like protein precursor /fumarate reductase. Gene Ontology annotation, molecular function: FMN binding; FAD binding; protein-disulfide reductase activity. The record is from RefSeq and is a predicted model, not a curated record. The transcript has a single exon. Gene Ontology annotation, biological process: protein folding in endoplasmic reticulum. Bases 1 to 3711 code for a protein of 1236 amino acids. Gene Ontology annotation, cellular component: endoplasmic reticulum. NCBI's taxonomy places the organism in Eukaryota, Viridiplantae, Chlorophyta, Mamiellophyceae, Mamiellales, Mamiellaceae.